CCCUCUCAAGUUUGAUGACUGAUAUCUGAAUUCUUGGACUCAGAUUUCAUUUUACAAGUAUCUCAUGUUUCCACUUUAUAUUUCUAACUCUAUCUUCCUUUCCUAUUGUAUGAAGAAUGCCCACGAGUUCAACGACAUAGUCGAGGCCUUCGGGUGGGAGGACAUACGGUACGUGGGGCCCGCCCCGUGCACGCAUGUCUACAAGAGGGUCUGGACGGCCAACGAAGGUCCCCUGUCGGAGUUCAUAUACUACCACCAUGAGAUGGUCUUGAUAAAAGAAUUCCCAGAGAAGGUGAUUCUCUUCUGUGAAGUACCUCCGCCGGAAGGAGGAGAAACUCCCAUCGCGCCUAGCUUCCGUGUAACGGAGAGGAUGUUGGAAGAGUACCCGGAGAUGGUGGAGGAGAUGGAGAGGAAAGGACUGAGAUACACGUUCAUGGCCCUAACCAAAAACGAUGCUUCUUCCAUGAGAGGUCGAGGUUGGGAAGAUGCAUUUGGGACUUCAGAUUGCGUAGAAGCAGAGAAGAGGGGUAAGGCAUUAGGAAUGGAGAUGCAAUGGCUGGCAGAGGGUGGGGUGAAGACGAUACUAGGUCCAAGACCAUUAACAAGGGUGUUCGAGGGAAGAAAAGGAAGGAGGAUGUGGUUCAACAACGUCGUUGGAAUGCACGGUAACGAGCUCAGCUCCGCCACCAUGGCCGAUGCAAGUGAAAUACCGGACGAGGCGGUGAAACGAUGCCAAGAGAUCAUCGAAGAAGAGAGCAUCCAAUUCAAGUGGCAAAAGGGCGACGUUCUGUUCCUCGAUAACUUAGCUUUACUUCAUGGUAGAAAGCCUUCCCUCCCACCAAGAAAAGUGUUGGUUGCUACAUGCAAAUAAACCAUCAAUAUCAACACUGAUUUCACAAAAUAGUGAAUUAUGACCAUUUUAUCACAACAACUCGAGUAUACAUAAUUCAAGGAAAUAUGCAUAGAAGCUAUAUGCUUGGUAAAAGGUGUUAGAACUUAGCACUAUCGAAUCAGAGUAUGUAUCAAACACUAGAGUUACUGCAUUGAGUAAAGCGAGAGUCUCUUCU
Molecule: messenger RNA, 1067 nt
Organism: Salvia miltiorrhiza (redroot sage)
Lineage: Eukaryota; Viridiplantae; Streptophyta; Magnoliopsida; Lamiales; Lamiaceae
Product: clavaminate synthase-like protein At3g21360
Exons: 4
Coding region: 65-871 (268 amino acids)
Molecular function (GO): oxidoreductase activity
Source: RefSeq, a predicted model, not a curated record